Blastomyces gilchristii SLH14081 is the source of this 1119-nucleotide messenger RNA. Its product is annotated as glucose-methanol-choline oxidoreductase. Lineage: Eukaryota; Fungi; Ascomycota; Eurotiomycetes; Onygenales; Ajellomycetaceae. Gene Ontology annotation, molecular function: flavin adenine dinucleotide binding; oxidoreductase activity, acting on CH-OH group of donors. Bases 1 to 1119 code for a protein of 372 amino acids. The record is from RefSeq and is a predicted model, not a curated record. The transcript is spliced from 5 exons.
AUGUUGGGUGGUUCCUCUGCCAUCAACGGACAGGCCUUCGUUUCAGCAUCAAAAGGGGGUUGGACUUGGGAAAAUGUCCAGCCAUAUUACAGGAAAUCAUAUACCCUCAAUCUUCCUGAUGAAGAGACGCGCGAGCACCUGGGAUUGAAGUGGGUUGGCCCGUCCGUCCACGGCUUUGGCUUUUCGGGACCUAUCCAGGCCUCCUUCCCCGGGGAGGUGCAAAACCCACUUGUGAAGGCAUGGGUAGAUAUAUCCAAGAAUAUUGGCUACGAAGCUACGGCCGAUCCGUACUCGGGAGCUUCGCUUAUCACGAUCAACGCAAACAAAGAAGUCGUCAUCACUGCUGGAGUAUUGAACACCCCCAAACUACUGGAACUUUCCGUAAUUGGAAGCGAGGAAAUCCUGCAAAAAUAUAAUAUCCCCGUGGUUAUUCAUAACCCAAACGUUAUCGAUGGCGUUGUUCCUGGAGAUCCACUGCUACGACAAGAACCUGAAGCCAUUCAGCCCGCGAUGCAAAUGUAUUCUGAACACGAACCCGGCCCAAUGACUAUCGGAGGUGUACAAUCAAAUGCCCUAAUGCCAAUUCUCGAAUUUACGGGUGCAGACGGCCAGAAAGCGCAGAAAAAGUUUUUCGAUCAGUUCCUAUCCACAGAACCAGCUACUUCCUUCCAGUCCGUCAUCCGUGGCAUCUUCGAAACUCACAACGAGGCUACAUGCGACAUGUUCACGUUCCUUGCCCAAGCCAACCUUCAUCAAACUAACACAAGCUACCACGUGGGUCCUAGCUCCUCCCCGGAAAACUAUCUCAGUUUAGGACAAACAAUUGACCCCCGUUACUUCUCCCAUCCACUAGAUAUCGAAAUCCUGGCCCGCAAUUUGCUUGAACUAGAGCGCUUGCACCAGAAUGAAGCACUCGCCAAAUAUUUCAAAAUGUCAGAUGGAAGACGGAACCACCUAGACUCUUUUCUUACUGAUCUGGAAUUGGCUAAGAAGUACUUCCGCGAUACGGUAACGACGUCGCAUCACUUUGCAGGCACUGCUACAAUGCUUCCUGAGGACAAGGGGGGUGUCGUUAGUGCGAAGCUGGUCGUUCAUGGAACGGUUAAUCUGCGUGUGUGA